AUGACGCAUAGAGAACUAGCCAUCUGGUGUAAAGGUAAUGGCGAAUGGACUAAUGCGGGUAUGCGUACUGCAUAUCAGCAUUACGACUAUGACCUUGAUAGAGAAACUGAAGAAGUGAGCGAACAUAUUAAAAUCCGUGGUGAUAAGUAUGGUGAUGGUCAUGGUAAAUAUGAAGUCUUUCAAUAUGAGAUGAACAUCACUGCCGAAGAAUUUAAUAUAGCUAUAGAUAAGUUUAAUUACGAAACAAAUCAACAAUGUUUAAGCUGGUUUCAAGAUUAUAAAGAUUUUAAAUGGGAUUCUGAACGAAAAGAAGCAUUAAAGAAGAUUGGAUUAAAUCACAUGGAUUUUACAACUGAUAUAGAUCCGGAUGAUCCAGAUUACGCCGCCAUUUUUGAUAGAGAAACUUAUAUUGAAUUAAUGUUCAAUAUUGUAAAACAUUAUGUACCAAACUUUGAAUGGAAACCUUAUACUUUUGAUAAAGGUCCGGGUCGUUUAUGUAUUGAAGGAAAGGCAUACGGAUUAUUUGAUUAA
Messenger RNA from Cylicocyclus nassatus, 531 nucleotides. NCBI's taxonomy places the organism in Eukaryota, Metazoa, Nematoda, Chromadorea, Rhabditida, Strongylidae. The record is from the annotation of a GenBank genome assembly.